This is a messenger RNA of Dentiscutata heterogama, 1023 nucleotides long. The record is from the annotation of a GenBank genome assembly. NCBI's taxonomy places the organism in Eukaryota, Fungi, Glomeromycota, Glomeromycetes, Diversisporales, Gigasporaceae.
CGUACCACCACCACCAAGACUCCUAAAAAAAACCAUAGUUUACCUGUUGUUAGUCCUGCUAGUUCCCCUAAUUCUCUUCAAGCCAUUUUUUCAAAACCCUCAAACGAUGCUGAGGAUAUUGCUUCAUUUUCAACUAAUUCUGAUCCUUCCACUCCUUCUGUUGAUGAAGCCAAUAAAGCUUGUGAACCUUUAUAUGAGCUUUCUAAUAAAGCUACUUAUGGAAGCUCUACAAACGGUGCUUCUACCAAUGGUUCUACUGUAAAUGUCUCUUCUGUAAAUGGCUCUUCUGUAAAUGGCUCUACUGAACCAAAAAAGAUUACCUUUGUUCGGAGUAUUCAGAAACUUUUAAUUCAUGAUUCAAAAUCUCCCGUUUCUUCUCCUGUUGGUUCUCCUGAAGAAGAAAAAGAAGAUUUCAAUUUCAAUGUUACUCCCGACGCUAGAACUAUGUUGAAAGAAAUUCUUCAUCCAAAAUUAGAACUUGAAGAAAAACAAACUCAACGUAGUGAUUCGGGUAGUGAUAGUGGUAAAACUGCUGAUCCAGAAUCCAUGCUAAUAAAAAAAUACGGUGUGUGUGAUAAGGGUUGUAUUGGUAAAGGUGCUACUGCCGUCGUUCGUCUUGCUCAUAAAUUUGAUAAGUCGGAUUGCGAAAAAAUUUAUGCUGUUAAGGAGUUUAGAAAGAGAAGAAAGAAUGAAUCUGAAAAAGACUAUGUAAAAAAAUUAACUAGUGAAUUCUGUAUAAGUUCUACGUUACAACAUGAAAAUGUUGUCAGAACAGUAGAUUUAGUUCAAGAUGAAAAUCAUAACUGGUGUGAAGUUAUGGAAUAUUGUGCUGGUGGUGACCUUUAUACUGCUAUUAAAGCUGGCCAUAUGACAAAUACAGAGAUAGAUUGUUGUUUUAAGCAACUUGUAAGAGGUGUUGGUUAUCUCCAUUCUAUGGGUGUUGCUCAUAGGGACAUAAAACCUGAAAACUUGUUGCUUGAUGCAAGUGGCAAUUUGAAAAUCACUGACUUUGGUGUAUCAGAU